AAUAAAUGUUUGGUACUGUCGAAAUUAUAACAUCUCUAAUUUGAUAAGACCUAUGUAUUACUCAUCGACGACUAGUAAAUUCUUAUAAAUUCAAAGUUGAAAUUUGAACUUUCCGGGACUUCCGGGACUUAAAAAAAAUUGUCUUUGCUGUAGAACCUUAUAAUAAAACAAUGAACCACAAGGAUAAACAGACCCAUUGCAUUGAAUCUUUGGGGAUCCUCUGGCAGACGACUUCCGAGUUUCUGAGGCAGAUCUUCGACGAUCACAUUCCAUUUGAUGGACAGCAGAUUCUGAAGUUCUACAGCCACAUCUACCAAUAUUUCUCGACCUGGGCGCCCAACAUGAAUGCGCCUAGCCAAUAUGGAGGAACAUAUAUUUACGCGUGGUUGGGCAGCGACCUCACCCUUCGACUAAAGAACAUAUCAAAGGCUAUUAAGAAUCAAGAGUAUCGCGACGACCUGAUCGCCAAAUAUGUGGAGCACUGGCUGCAGUAUCAGAAGUCAUGCGAGAUACUGGACAAAGGUUGCCUCUACAUCAACCGCAACUGGGUGGAACGGGAGAGGUUUGAGGGUAGGAAAUAUAUUCAACCUGUAUAUCGCAUGGCCAUGAUUAAAUGGAAGGAAGAGGUCUUCCGUCCCAUUGACAGGGAGCUGGUCAAUGCCAUUACCACGAAUUUGAGGCAGAAGAACAGUGAAAGCACUAAGGCAUUGGUGUACCAGGUGCUCCAAUCCAUUGUGGAGCUGUACGCCAACGAUGAGAAGCAAGAAGUGCCAGUGUUAUCCAAGCUCGAAAAUGUUUUCAUGAAGGAUGUGGUGUGUUUCUACAAGACAUCGACCAUGGCCGAAUUCCAAAGGAUCAUCGUAUCCAAUGACCACACCGAUUUCAAGCACUUCCUUAAGUACGCAUGCCUAGCCAUGCCAGAAAUCGAGGAUGGGUUCGAAUUUAGGGCUUUCCUAAGAUCGCACCUCGCUGCGCAGCUGCAGGAGGCCAUUGCUAAAUCAUUAACAUGCAAGGACUAUAUCCAAGCCAUCUUCGGAGUUCGUAAUAGUACUUUGACGCGGGCAAUACGGGACCACAAAAACCUCUUGGCUAUAGUGGAUCGGGUGUGCGCGGAUGCCAUCAACAAAGUGGAUGAGGAAAGGAAUCCCAUUUCUCUGAUUGUGAUGUAUGCCGAUGAACUUAUGAGGAAAAAGCAGGAGUCCGAAAAAGCUAUUAUUGAAGAACUUAAGCGGAUCGUUGUACUAGUGGAGUUCCUGAACGACAAGGACACAUUCAUACGCUUCUAUUGGAACAUGCUUCGGAUUCGACAAAUCAAGGAGACAUCAGCCUCGGACGGCAAUGAGUCCACAAUGAUUUCGCUGUUGAGCAAAAAGUUUGGAGAUCUACUCAUUUGGGAUCUAAGGCAGCAGUUGAAGGAGCUAGAAUUGUCAAGGAUCAUUAAAAGUCAGUUUCAAGAUCACUUGAAUUUCAAGGGGGUCAAGCUAGGAUUCGAUUUUCGUCCAAAAUGCUUCCAAAAAAAGAAUGAACCGAAUUUUAAGUUCACUUUUCCCGACGAAUUGCAGCAAGCUUCGAUGGAGUUUUCGAUGUUUUUAAAAUAUCAUUCUCGCAAUGAGCGAAAAAUUUUUGAAUUUAAUAACAACUUAUCAUCUGGGGAGAUAUCCUGUCAUUUAAAUCAGUCGAUCCAUAUUAUUGAGUUGAGCACCUUUCAAAUGGCUAUUUUGCUGCUUUUCAAUCGGCAUGAACGAAUCACGGAGCAGGACAUGGCGUUGGCUUUGGGCGUAGAAGUGGAGACGCUUAAAGGGAAACUGAAGUUCUUGAACCAGAAACAGUUGCUGAUUUAUAAUGGAGCAUUUGUGGAAGUAAACAUGAACUUUACAAACAAGAAACGUCGCCUUGACUUCAUCAGUUACAAGACCAAAAUUAGAAAGCUCGAUGAUAACUGCAUAACUGAAUUAAAAAUAAGGCGAGCAAACCAAACGGAUGCUGCAAUAGCGCGCAUUAUGAAGAAGAACAGGGAACUUGAACACUCGGAACUUAUUUCACACGUUUUUGAGGAGCUUAAAAAUCUUUUUACGCCACAAGUGGGUUACAUCAGAGAAAGACUUGAAGCCUUGCUCAAUAUGAAGUGUCCAUGCGUGGAACGUUGUAAAUCCGGCACCUACAGAUAUGUGUAG
Molecule: messenger RNA, 2174 nt
Organism: Drosophila erecta
Lineage: Eukaryota; Metazoa; Arthropoda; Insecta; Diptera; Drosophilidae
Product: cullin homolog 1
Exons: 2
Coding region: 171-2174 (667 amino acids)
Biological process (GO): protein ubiquitination; SCF-dependent proteasomal ubiquitin-dependent protein catabolic process
Cellular component (GO): SCF ubiquitin ligase complex
Molecular function (GO): ubiquitin protein ligase binding
Source: RefSeq, a predicted model, not a curated record